Molecule: messenger RNA, 1492 nt
Organism: Triticum dicoccoides
Lineage: Eukaryota; Viridiplantae; Streptophyta; Magnoliopsida; Poales; Poaceae
Product: phosphoribosylformylglycinamidine cyclo-ligase, chloroplastic/mitochondrial-like
Exons: 8
Coding region: 50-1201 (383 amino acids)
Biological process (GO): adenine biosynthetic process; 'de novo' IMP biosynthetic process
Cellular component (GO): cytosol
Molecular function (GO): phosphoribosylformylglycinamidine cyclo-ligase activity; phosphoribosylamine-glycine ligase activity
Source: RefSeq, a predicted model, not a curated record
UCCAAAAGCCCUAAACCUUUGCCCCCCAUUCCUCCGCUCCACCCCACCCAUGGGCGCCGACCGCCUCCUCCACCUCGUCCGCGCGCCGGCGGCCGCCCCCGCGGGUCCCCUACGCGGCCACCCCCGGCCGCACAGCCGGGUCCGCCUCCCCGCGACGCCCGCCGCCGGGAUGCACCGCGUCGCCGUGUCCUGCUCUGCCUCCGGCUCCGGACCGGCCGACGAGGAAGGCAUGACCUACAAGGGCGCCGGCGUGGACAUCGACGCAGGGACCGAGCUCGUCCGCCGCAUCCGCAGGCUGGCCCCCGGGAUUGGCGGCUUCGGCGGCCUCUACCCCCACGGGGACGAGUACCUUGUGGCUGGUACUGAUGGAGUUGGGACGAAGCUCAAGCUCGCGUUUGAGACCGGUAUUCAUGAUACCAUCGGGAUUGACCUGGUUGCUAUGAGUGUCAAUGACAUUGUAACUUCUGGUGCGAAGCCAUUGUUCUUCCUCGAUUACUAUGCUACGAGCAAGCUCAAUGUUGACCUUGCAGAGAAGGUCAUCAAGGGGAUUGUGGAUGGAUGCCAGCAAUCAGAUUGUAUUCUGCUGGGAGGAGAGACAGCAGAAAUGCCUGAUUUCUACAAGGAAGGUGAAUAUGAUCUGAGUGGUUUUGCUGUGGGUGCCGUAAAGAAGGAUAAGGUCAUUGACGGUAAAAACAUUGUGGAGGGAGAUGUCCUGAUUGGCCUUCCUUCCAGUGGGGUUCAUUCGAACGGGUUCUCUCUUGCUAGGAGAGUACUGGACAAAAGUGGACUCUCCUUGACUGAUCCUCUCCCAAGAAAUGAUGGUGUAACAACUACUGUUGGUGAAGCUCUCAUGGCACCAACUGUCAUCUAUGUCAAGCAGGUACUUGACAUUAUCGGCAAGGGUGGUGUAAAAGGACUAGCCCAUAUUACUGGUGGUGGCUUUACUGAUAAUAUCCCAAGAGUAUUUCCUAAAGGACUUGGGGCGAAAAUUGUCACCGGGUCGUGGCAAGUGCUGCCUGUGUUCGAGUGGCUUCAACAGGUUGGCAAAAUCGAAGAUGCUGAGAUGCUGCGAACGUUCAACAUGGGCGUCGGGAUGGUCCUUGUAGUAAGCAAGGAUGCGGCGGACAGAAUCCUGGAAGAAUCAAGUCCGGCUUACCGCAUCGGAGAGGUGAUCCAGGGUGAGGGGGUUCAGUACGUCUGAGAGCCUACACAAGCAUCUCAAACUUCUAAUGGUUGAGAAUUGUUUAGCUGAUGAUGGGCAAAGCUGCCCAGGUUUUUCCGUAACCCCGCAAUCUAUCUUACGGGGACAAGUAUCGGAGUAAAAGUAGUUUACUCCAGUGAGAUUUGACAAAAAACGGGAAUAAUGUUUCUGGGUUCGUGACCACUCGCUGCAAACAGCUGGUGUUGCUAUCCUGAACGUCACUUCACAGUUGAUGUGAAUGCCUCUGGUGUGCUGAAUUUUCUUGAGAAAUCACAUAUAUAAAUUACAUCU